AUGUUCCUGUUAACUCUGCUUCCAUACACAGCAUAUGAAGCUCUCACAGCAAAAUGUAAUGUCCAGUAUCCACAAUGCCCACUUCACAGCUAUCAUCAAUCUGGAGAUCUCUUCAUUGGCAAUAUCGCCUCUCAUGGGAUCUUCCUUUCCUGUGCCAAAGAUUUCAUAAAGGAACCUCCACCAGCCAUGCCUGAGGAACUUACAAUACUUCCCAAGAAUUACCAACACAUCCUGGCCUUAGCUUUUGCGGUAAAUCAGAUUAAUGAAAAUCCUCAAAUUUUACCAAAUAUCACCUUGGGAUUUCAUAUUUAUGAUAAUUAUUACGAUGCAAAAUGGACAUAUCAUUCUACAAUGCUGCUUAUAUAUACACUAGAACAUUUUUCCCCAAAUUACAACUGUAACAUGCAGAAUAAGCUCGUUGCUGUAAUUGGUGGACUGGAUUCUCUUACUUCUCUUGAUAUGGCAAUUAUUCUGGAUACCUAUAAGAUUCCUCAGCUCCAUCCCUUUUUGAGACAUGUUACAUUUAACAACAGUCUUGGGGACAAGAUAAUCUUUGACCAAGAUGGAAAGUUAAUAGAUGGGUUUGAUAUAAUCAAUUUUGUUCUUUCUGAAAACCAGUCAAAAGUGAAAAUUGGAAGGAUAGACCCUCAGUCUCCUGCAAAUCAAACAUUCAUCAUAUACAAAGAUGCCAUAACGUGGAACAGCUGGUUUAACCAAACUGCUCCUGUUUCCCAGUGCACACCUAGCUGUAAUCCAGGUUCUAGGAAGCAAGUAAUGCAAGAGAGGCCAUUUUGCUGUUACUCCUGCAUCUUAUGUCCAGAAGGCAAGAUUGCAGAAAAGGAGGAUAUGAAUGACUGCUAUAAUUGUACAGAAGAAAAGUAUUCCAACAAAAAUCAGGAUUCAUGUAUUCUGAAGGACAUAAGUUUCUUGUCUUAUGAAGAACCUUUGGGAAUAAGUUUAGCUUGUUUUUCUCUUUUCUGUUCCAUAACCACAGUUCUUACACUAAAGAUAUUUCUGAUGCAUCACAACACUCCCAUUGUCAAGGCCAGUAAUCGGGAUCUUACCUACAUGCUCCUGGUAACUCUCUUGCUCUGCUUCCUUUGUGUAUUACUAUUCAUUGGUAAGCCAAGCAAGAUGGCAUGUAUUCUCCGACAAACUACUUUCAGCAUCAUCUUCUCUGUGGCUAUUUCCUGUGUGCUGGCCAAAACUGUGACUGUGGUCCUGGCUUUCGUAGCAACAAAGCCAGGAAGUGGAUUGACGAAGUGGGUGGGGAAAAGAUUGGGCUAUGCUUUUGUUUUAUCUGAUUUCUCAAUUCAGGUAGGGAUUUGCACUCUAUGGUUAGCCAUCUCUCCUCCUGUCCCAGAUGCUGACCUGCACUCAGAGGCUGAAAAAAUUGUCCUACAGUGUAAGGAAGGUUCUAUAAUUAUGUUUUAUUUUGCAAGGUUUUAUAUGGGUUUCUUGGCCAUAAUCAGCUUCAUAGUGGCUUUCUUUGCCAGGAAAUUACCAGAUACUUUUAAUGAAGCCAAAUUCAUCACUUUCAGCAUGUUAGUCUUCUGCAGUGUUUGGAUAUCCUUCAUUCCAACCUACCUGAGCACCAAGGGGAAAUACACAGUUGCUGUAGAGAUUUUCUCAAUGUUAACUUCGAGUGCUGGGCUGCUGAUCUGCAUCUUUUCCCCCAAAUGCUACAUUAUUGUUCUGAGACCAGAUCUAAACAACAGACAGCUAAAAAGACAGAAGUAA
Molecule: messenger RNA, 1740 nt
Organism: Notechis scutatus (mainland tiger snake)
Lineage: Eukaryota; Metazoa; Chordata; Lepidosauria; Squamata; Elapidae
Source: RefSeq, a predicted model, not a curated record